Messenger RNA from Phyllopteryx taeniolatus (common seadragon), 2845 nucleotides. It is a transcript of the gene hoxa11a, whose product is annotated as homeobox A11a. Gene Ontology annotation, cellular component: nucleus. The record is from RefSeq and is a predicted model, not a curated record. The transcript is spliced from 2 exons. NCBI's taxonomy places the organism in Eukaryota, Metazoa, Chordata, Actinopteri, Syngnathiformes, Syngnathidae. Bases 813 to 1751 code for a protein of 312 amino acids. Gene Ontology annotation, biological process: regulation of transcription by RNA polymerase II; anatomical structure development. Gene Ontology annotation, molecular function: DNA-binding transcription factor activity, RNA polymerase II-specific; RNA polymerase II cis-regulatory region sequence-specific DNA binding.
GCCUUUUGAAAACCCAAAUAGUACGUUUCCAAAGUUUAACUUUGGAGGGCAUUUGAUCCAUUGUAUUUCUUUUGUGGCCCCUAUUUCUUUCCACCUUGCUGUAGACAGUUGAAACAUUAGCCGCUACUUUGAACAUGACCCUGAUAACCAAAUGCGCACUGAGCCAAAUGCUCGCUGUUGUAAAAGCACCAAAUGCUGAUGACGAAGACGAUUCUAAAAGCAGACUUUGGAGAUAAGCUCGACCAUUUCCUUCCUCCAAUUCAGGUUAUAUUACGCACAAUUCUUCUUCGUCUUCUUCUUCUUCUUGUCGUAGAUUUGCAAUCCACUUUGUCAAUUUUUGCACUACUUAAAUCAUGCGAAAUGUACAGAGAGUCGAAUGUGUGGAAAGAAAUCUUGCGUAUUGGCGCAAGUAAAGCACCUGGGAGAAGUAUAUUUUGAUAUUUCGUGACGGUGUUGCCAAUUAUCGACCACAAAUUGCUGCAAUUGCAAACAAAGUGACGAAGGAAUGAUGGCGGUUUUCUGCUCGUCUGAUUUGUUCCAAUUUCAAAGAAUUCAUUCCGAGUCUAACACGGCGAUAAACUAUCAAUGUCAAGCUUAGCGCGUGCGCGCGCGCGCCCGCGCACUGAAAAUCUGUCAAUUUCUGCCGCGCGGUCACGUGACUCCCGCCUCCGUGGAGUGGAUGGCGAUGGCUCUCCACGUCAGCUUUACGUCUCCCAAUUUCUGCCUGGCGGGCGCCUCCGAGCCAUGUUCAGGGCGGGUGUCGAGGGAUCCGAGGCGUAGAAACCGGAGGGGGACGACGCGACGAUCCCACGAUGGAUUUUGACGAGCGGGUCCCUGUCGGCUCCAACAUGUAUUUACCCAGCUGCACCUACUACGUGUCGGCGGGGACCGACUUCUCCGCGCUGCCCUCCUUUUUGUCCCAGAGUCCGUCCACGCGGCCGGUGACCUACUCGUACUCGUCCAACCUGCCGCCGGUCCAGCCCGUCCGGGAGGUGACGUUCAGGGAGUACGCGGCCAUCGACGCGUCGACUAAAUGGCAGCACCGGGGCAAUUUGGCGCAGUGCUACCCGGGCGCGGAGGACGUCGUGCACCGGGACUGUCUGUCGGCGCAGACGGAGAUUUUCGGCAAAAGCAGCGCCGCCGCCGCAGCCGCCGCCGCCGCCGCCGCCGCCUACCACCACCACCACCACCACCACCACCACCACGGCGGCGGCGGCGGCGGUACCGCCGGCUCGUCCAACUUCUACGGCAACGUGGGGAGGAACGGCGUCCUCCCGCAAGCCUUUGACCAGUUCUACGAGACGGCGUACGGCACCUCGACCGAGAGCCCCUCGGCCAACGGCUACGCCGGAGACAAAACGCCCAGCAAGCAGCCCGCCUCGGCUCCGGACGACUCGGGCUCGGGCUCGGGCUCGGGCUCGGGCUCCUCCUGCCGGGACGCCGAAGCCAAGGAGCCCCGGGAGGAGACCAGCAGCCCCGAGCUGUCUUCCGGCAACAAUGAGGAGAAAUCCAGCAGCAAUGGACAGAGGACGCGCAAGAAGAGGUGCCCUUAUUCCAAGUAUCAGAUCCGAGAACUUGAGCGAGAAUUCUUUUUCAGCGUGUACAUUAACAAGGAGAAGCGUCUGCAGUUGUCUCGGAUGCUCAACCUCACCGACCGCCAAGUGAAGAUCUGGUUUCAGAACCGUCGCAUGAAGGAGAAGAAGCUGAACAGGGACCGAUUGCAAUAUUACACAUCCAACCCUCUGCUUUAGUGAGCGACUUUUUGGACUCUCUCAGGCUGCGGUUGUUGUCGUUCGCCACCACAAUGGCCGCCAAAGCAACAGUGGUUGCUUUCAAGUUCGCAGACAACUGUGUUGGCCAGCCACCUCGAAGGGCCGAAGUAGCGAGCGUCAAUGGAGACGUUUUUGCUUCAUGGACGUUUAUUCUGCUAUUCGAGCUCUCUUUUUUUUUUUUCUUUUGGGAGGCGAACUGCGCGUAACCAGCGGCCACCCCACGCAAUAGUGUGAAUCACGUGCUCCUUUUUUUUUUGUAAUUUUCAGUUUUGUAUUUUGUCAACAAAAUGUAAUUCGAUUAUUAUUAUUUUUUUUUUAUUGGUAUGAAAUUUAAAAAAAACAACAAAAAAAAACGGAAUUCAUGUUUAAUAUUUGAAUCAGUACAUACUUUGGUGUGACCAAAUAUUGUCCGAACGAAAUGAGAAUGUAACGUAAUGUUUUCUCUUUUUUUUCCCUCUCUCUCUCUCUCUCUCUGUGUGUGCCUAUUUAUUUUGUAGCCACUCGUUUACUAUAUUUUAAUGUCACGGCAAAGCAAGUCAAAAUUUCUAAGCAGGUUCAUUGUAUUCCCUUUUGAGGAUGGAGUAUUUAUGUAGUUUUAAUAGCCCAAAUCCACAAUGCCAUUUAGAUGAUGAUGAUGAUGAUGAUAUAAUUUGUUUUGCUUUUUUUUUUAAAGUGACUUUUUAGUCAAACAGUGCAGGCCUAACCACCAGAGACAUAAGCUCGCCCACUGGCUCCACGGGGGGGGGGGGGGGUUCCACUGAGGUGUACGCAGGUAGAAACACGCAGCGAGUUUCUGCUGCAAGCUACACUUUGAUCUCACUCGAUUUGUUCCGUUUUCUUUCAUGACUCGCAAUCGUUUGCUUCUUGCGGUCUGACACGCAAUCUGACUAUGAAGGAAAAUAGCGGAAACAAAAUUGAAAAUAAAUGAAUAAAUAAAUACAAUACAAAUUUCAUGUAUGCUGUGAGAGCGAAAAAGCUGCUCAGGGUCAACGCGUUGACUCUCCUGCUUGUUCCGCCCCAAACACAAUUGUGUAUUAUACUCUAUUUCCAAAUAAAAACUGAAAAUAUUCAAA